Molecule: messenger RNA, 1998 nt
Organism: Phacochoerus africanus (Common warthog)
Lineage: Eukaryota; Metazoa; Chordata; Mammalia; Artiodactyla; Suidae
Gene: TBCE
Product: tubulin folding cofactor E
Exons: 18
Coding region: 214-1803 (529 amino acids)
Biological process (GO): protein folding
Molecular function (GO): alpha-tubulin binding
Source: RefSeq, a predicted model, not a curated record
CUGUCUGGGGCCGGGCGCCUGUAGGGGGUGCUGGGCGCGUGAGACGGGCACCAGCUUGGACGCUCUGGCCAGCUGCGGGCAGAACUGAAACUCUGUUGCCAUUUAGCCAGUUCCCUAUUUCCCCCUCCCUGCAGCCAUUGGCCAUCACCAUUCUGACUUUAUGAAGUUGACUACUAUAGAUUUCCUCAUAGUUUGGAUUCUGGCUAUGUUAUAAUGAAUGACACUUCGACAUCAGAUGUCACUGGUCGGAGAGUUGAAGUUAAUGGAGAACAUGCAACUGUGCGUUUUUCUGGCAUUGUCCCUCCUGUGGCAGGUCUCUGGUUAGGAGUAGAAUGGGACAAUCCUGAAAGGGGAAAGCAUGAUGGAAGCCACGAAGGGACUGUGUAUUUUAAAUGCAGGCAUCCAACAGGAGGAUCUUUUAUUCGUCCAAACAAAGUAAAUUUUGGAGUAGACUUUCUCACUGCAAUUAAGAAUCGCUAUGUGUUAGAAGGUGAACCAGAGGAAGAAGAAAAAGAGCAAACUGUUAUAAUUGGAAAUAAACCUGUAGAAACCAUUGGUUUUGACUCUGUUGUAAAACAACAAAGUCAGUUGAGCAAGCUGCAGGAAGUUUCUCUGAGGAACUGCGCAGUAAAUGGUGCUGGUGACAAACGAGGAAUUGCCCAAGCGUGUCCUAAUAUUAGAAGCAUAGAUUUGUCAAAAAACCUGUUGUCAUCAUGGGAUGAUGUCGUAGCUAUUGCUGAUCAGCUCAAACACCUGGAAGUUCUGAAUCUCAGUGAAAAUAAACUAAGAUUUCCCUCUGGUCUACCAUCUCCAACCGGAACAUUUUCUAUGCUGAAGGUUUUAGUGCUUAACCGGACAGGAGUAACAUGGGCAGAGGUGCUCCGCUGUGCCUCUGGGUGGCCAGUCCUUGAGAAACUGUACCUUGAGUCUAACAAUAUCAUCAUUUCAGAAAGGCCAGCUGACGUUCUACAGACGGUCAAGUUACUAGACCUUUCCUCUAAUCAGUUGAUUGAUGAAAACCAGCUGUUUCUAAUAGCUUAUCUGCCCAGAUUAGAACAACUAAUCCUUUCUGACAUUGGAAUUUCCUCUCUACAUUUUCCGGAUGCUGGAAUUGGGUGCAAAACAGCCAUGUUUCCUUCCCUACAGUACCUUGUGCUCAAUGACAAUCAGAUAUCACAGUGGUCCUUUAUCAAUGAGCUGGAUAAGUUACAGAGUCUGCACGCUCUGUCCUGUGCCAGAAACCCGCUGACUGAAGAAGGCAGCAAAGAUGCACAGACCACUCGUCAGUUCAUCAUCGCCAAGAUCAGCCAGCUGCGGACCCUCAACAAGUGUGUGAUUCAACCUGAGGAACGGCGCGGGGCUGAGCUUGACUACCGAAAAGCAUUUGGAAACGAAUGGAAAAAGGCCGGUGGACAUCAGGAUCCAGACAAAGACAGACCCAACGAGGAAUUUCUUGCAGCGCAUCCUAGAUACCAGUCACUUUGCCUCAAAUAUGGUGCACCUGAAGAUGGGGAACUCAAAACACCACAACCAUUUUUGCUCAGAAACCAGCUACUAACACUGAAGAUAAAAUAUCCUAGUCAAGUUGGUCAGAGAGUCAUAGAGAAACAACUGCCAGAAUCCAUGACAGUUCAAAAGGUGAAAGGCUUCCUGUCGCGUCUCCUCAAAGUGUCUGUGUCAGAACUUCUGUUGUCCUAUGAAAGUCCCAAAAUGCCGGGCAGAGAGAUUGAACUAGAAAAUGAUCAGCAGUCAUUACAGUUUUAUUCUAUAGAAAAUGGAGACUGUCUAUUAGUGCGAUGGUAGCAGCCAACUAAGAAAAUCCAGAGAUUAGAAAAUUCAUUUAUCAUGACUGGACGUAAAUGACUUCUUGGGACAGUUAUGUCCAAAAAAAGGUUUCACCACUUAUCCUAAAUAGAAAACAGCUGUUAUUUUUCAUAGGGCAAAGACCAAGGCUUGUAUAUAUAAUAGCAAUAAUAAAAGCUUUGCAUCUACUAAUGA